AUGCAGUCUGGAGAACGCAGCCUCCUGGAGCAGUUUGCUCACAAGGAGUGGGCCAAAAUACCUGUCCACAGGUACAGAAGUCUCAUGGAGAGGGAGGUUAGGGAAGACUCUGUGGAUGUGCUGGGAGAAUCACCUGAUACUCCCUCUGUCCUCCAGGUCGAUGAGCCCAAAGUGCUGAUUUUUACUGGUGACCCUCACAGUGACACUUCAGCUGUCAGUCUGGUCGCUCAGCUGUACGAUGAGCCGCUGGCCACCGCAUCUGAUGAUGACCCUACAGCUUUCGUUCUGGUCAACAAAGCGUCUCAGCCUCUGGAAGAAGCAGAAAAGACUUUGUCCCUGAAUGAGUGUAAUUCAGAGGAGAGCAGAGAGGAUGAGGAGCUACAGCCUGAGAGAAAGAGCCUGGAGGACUUCAACUUCCUCAGUGUGCUUGGAAAGGGUACAUACGGGAAGGUGAUUUUGUCCGAGCUCAAAGGCACUGAUGAGGUGUAUGCGCUGAAGUUUAUGAAGAAGGACAUGAUCUGGGAAUAUGAAAACAUCAGCUGCACCUUUAUGGAGAGGUGGAUCUUGGCUCUGGCCAGUGAACACCCCUACCUGACCCACCUCUACUGUAGCUUCCAGACCAGCGACUCACUGUGCUUCGCAAUGGAAUUUGUGAAUGGCGGGGAUCUUGCAUUUCAUAUUUCCUGUUCAUGUGGAUUUGAUGAACCCCGCACCAGAUUUUAUGCUGCUAAAAUCGCCUGUGCCCUCAUGUUCCUCCACCGCAACAGGAUUAUUCACAGAGAUCUCAAACCUGGAAACAUCCUCCUAGAUGCCGAUGGCCACUGCAAGCUUGCUGACUUUGGCUUGUGCGCAGAGGGAAUACUUGACAGCAAGACUGCCAACACUUUUUGUGGCACACCCAACUACAUGGCACCAGAGGUGUUACAGUAUUGGGAAUACGACACGUCGGUGGAUUGGUGGGCCCUAGGUGUGAUCAUGUAUGAGAUGAUGACAGGCUACGCUCCGUUUCAUGAUCACAACGAGGAGAAGAUGUUUGAGUCCAUCAUCAGUGCUGAACCGGAAUAUCCAUCAAACCUCAGCAGGAAUGCGGUCAGCAUCCUCAAAGCGUUCCUGAGGAAGAAGCCCAUGGAUCGUCUCGGCUGUGUGGUGUCCGAGGGCAAGGAGAAUGCCAUCAAAGCUCACCCUUUCUUCAGUAAUAUCAACUGGUCAUGGCUGGAACAGAGGAAGAUCACUCCUCCGUUUCAACCACAGAUAACAUCAAAGAGGGACGUCAAUAAUUUUGAUGGCAGAUUCACCCGUGAGGAGCCCAAGCUUUCUCAUGGGAAUCUCUCCUUCUUCAUCCAGUCCAUCCAAGAGGAGUCUGAUGGUUUCUCAUUUAUUAACACUAAAUAUUAA
Molecule: messenger RNA, 1395 nt
Organism: Hemibagrus wyckioides
Lineage: Eukaryota; Metazoa; Chordata; Actinopteri; Siluriformes; Bagridae
Product: protein kinase C epsilon type-like
Exons: 5
Coding region: 1-1395 (464 amino acids)
Biological process (GO): protein phosphorylation
Molecular function (GO): protein serine/threonine kinase activity; ATP binding
Source: RefSeq, a predicted model, not a curated record